AUGGCUCUGCUGAGGGGCUGCGGCGGCGGCAGCGGCGGGUCGCUGUUGCUGCUGCUGCUGGCCGCCGCGUGCCUGCUGCAGCGCGCCCAGGUGAGGCGGCUGGUCCGCUGCCCGGCCACUUGCAGCUGCACCAAGGAGUCCAUCAUCUGCGUCGGCUCCUCCUGGGUGCCCAGGAUCGUCCCGGGUGACAUCAGUUCCUUGAGCCUGGUAAAUGGAACAUUUUCUGAAAUCAAGGACCGAAUGUUUUCUCAUCUGCCUUCCUUGCAAUUGCUUUUGCUGAAUUCUAACUCAUUCACAGUUAUACGAGAUGAUGCCUUUGCUGGUCUCUUUCACCUGGAGUACCUAUUCAUUGAAGGAAACAAAAUUGAAACCAUUUCAAGAAAUGCAUUCCGUGGGCUCCGUGACCUGACUCACCUUUCUUUGGCCAAUAACCACAUAAAAACACUUCCAAGGGAUGUCUUCAGUGAUUUAGAUUCACUGAUUGAACUAGAUUUAAGGGGCAAUAAGUUUGAGUGUGACUGCAAAGCCAAGUGGUUGUAUUUGUGGUUAAAGAUGACAAAUUCCACUGUUUCUGAUGUCCUAUGUAUUGGUCCACCAGAAUAUCAGGAAAAGAAGUUAAAUGAUGUGGCCAGUUUUGAUUAUGAAUGCACCACUACAGAUUUUGUGGUGCAUCAGACUUUGCCCUACCAGUCUGUUUCUGUGGAUACAUUCAACUCUAAGAAUGAUGUUUUUGUGGCCAUCGCACAGCCCAGUAUGGAAAACUGUAUGGUCUUAGAGUGGGACCACAUUGAAAUGAAUUUCAGGAGCUAUGACAAUAUUACAGGUCAGUCCAUAGUGGGAUGUAAGGCAAUCCUGAUCGAAGACCAGGUCUUUGUGGUGGUGGCACAGCUUUUUGGUGGCUCACACAUAUACAAGUAUGAUGAAAGCUGGACCAAGUUUGUCAAAUUCCAGGACAUUGAAGUUUCUCGGAUUUCAAAGCCCAACGACAUAGAGCUGUUUCAGAUCGAUGAUGAAAGGUUCUUUGUCAUUGCAGAUAGCUCUAAAGCUGGUUUGUCAACCGUUUAUAAAUGGAAUAGCAAAGGAUUCUACUCUUACCAAUCUCUGCAUGAAUGGUUCAGGGACACAGAUGCUGAGUUUGUUGACAUAGAUGGAAAAUCCCAUUUAAUCCUCUCCAGUCGCUCCCAGGUCCCCAUCAUACUGCAGUGGAAUAAAAGUUCUAAGAAGUUUGUCCCACAUGGUGACAUUCCCAAUAUGGAGGAUGUAUUGGCCGUGAAGAGCUUUAGAAUGCAGAACAACCUAUACAUUUCCCUUACUCGGUUCAUUGGGGAUUCCAGAGUCAUGAAAUGGAAUAGUAAGCAGUUUGUGGAGAUCCAGGCUCUCCCAUCCCGGGGGGCCAUGACCCUUCAGCCCUUUUCCUUUAAGGAUAAUCACUACCUAGCACUGGGAAGUGACUACACCUUCUCCCAGAUUUACCAGUGGGAUAAGGAGAAGCAGAUCUUCAGAAAGUUUAAGGAGAUCUAUGUGCAGGCACCUCGUUCAUUCACAGCCGUAUCCACAGACAGAAGAGAUUUUUUUUCGCCUCUAGCUUCAAAGGAAAAACACAAAUAUUUGAACAUGUAAUUGUGGAUUUGAGCUUGUGAAGGCAUAAGGAGUGAGUGUAACAUACAAUGACAUUGGCUCUUAAGAGAAAAGGAGAAGAAGAGAGCCACGGCUCUGAUUGGGGAAGUUGUUAGAAGUUUUCAGAACUUUUAGAACUCACAUUUUAAUCAGGGAUUGCAUUUACUUGGCUAACUGCAUGACAUAUCCACUCUCAUUUUAAAAGACAUUUGAAGGCCUGUAAUUAUUGAGAAAAGCUUGCAGCCUAUCUGCAUUAACUCUUACCAUCAAGAAAGGAAAUGUGAUUUUUUUUUAAAUAAAGGAGGAGAAAAUUGGAUCAUAUGGACAGCUCUGAUAACUAAAUGAAAAAUUUGGGAACUAUCCAUUCCACCUUAGUGAUUGUUUCAGUAAGAAUGCUUAAAACAAAAGUCAGCUAAAAACAUUUGCUGAUGAUUAGUAUAAAAUCUUAUAAUGUCAGCACUCAGCAAAGUUAUUUUGGGCCAUCUUGGUUUCAUGAAAUUGAUGUCCAGCCUUCUUUUGUCCUUCUUUGAAUAAAAUGAAGGAUAUUGUUUUAAUUCACAAUGAUGUCACGUGCUAGGGAUGUUAAUUCUAUAGUAUUUGCAAUUUUUUUGUCCACUACUCAAGAAGACAAACGAUAAACAUCUUAGAGGCCUCAAUGUGUUAGAGGCUUGGCAGCAGUGUUAAAGGUUUUUCUGCCUUCCAUUAGAGCCUCAAAAUUGGCCUACGUAGAGACCAUAAGUGUUUAAGGGUAGUCUGUGUGAACUAAAAUUGUUGAAUUCCUAGUAUCUGCUUACCCCAAAGCAUCCCUUGAGUUUGUUGGGUAACCCAACUGACAGGCCAAAGAUUGAAUGAUGUCACAUACUUGGCCCUCAGAGAGAUGAAUACUGGGGAGGCAGGCACCUCCGUCCACUGCUGUUGAUCAUUCUAUAGAUUUUUUUCUAAAAGAGAUUUGUCUUAGAGAAUCAUACUAAGUCAUAGGGGAUCUUUCAUGAAAGACAGCUUGCUUAGAAAGCCACAGGCAGUCCUUUGGUUUCUGCAUGCCUCUCUCUCCCCCUACCAGACAAUGUUCCUAUAUAAUAUAUGUAUGCAUACCUACAUGUAUCUACCACUUAUCUGUAGUUCUGCUUAGAGUUUGGUGAUGCCACUGUUAGCAACACAGUGAGCUGCUGACUCAUCUUUUCUGCUUCUCUCCACCCCUACUGGCUCCUGACAUAAGGUACUGCAGGUGCCAGGCUGUGAAAGUCCCAGAUCCCCUCAAUGAGCAAAGUUCUUUCCUGGUUUAGUAAUAGCAAUGCUUAACAACCACAA
Molecule: messenger RNA, 2925 nt
Organism: Trichosurus vulpecula (common brushtail)
Lineage: Eukaryota; Metazoa; Chordata; Mammalia; Diprotodontia; Phalangeridae
Gene: LGI2
Product: leucine rich repeat LGI family member 2
Exons: 8
Coding region: 1-1620 (539 amino acids)
Biological process (GO): inhibitory synapse assembly
Molecular function (GO): protein binding
Source: RefSeq, a predicted model, not a curated record